UGUGCUCGGGAAGAUGGCGGCGCGCGGGGUCCUUGAGCAAUCUGUGAGGGAAGGAGGUAGCAAUGGCAGCGGCAGCCGAGCGCGCGCGGACAUGGACCUUUUGCUGCACCCGGAGCUGCUCUCGCAGGAAUUUUUGCUGCUUACGCUGGAGCAGAAAAAUAUACCAGUUGAAGAAGAAGUGAAGGUCAGUAAAGAAGGCCUUACUGAUCUUUAUGUUCAACAUGUUAUACCCUUGCCUCAGCGGAACUUGCCUAACUCAAGAUGGGGGAAAGUGAUGGAAAAGAAAAGAAGUCAGAAGGUGUUGAAAUAUGUCAGUGAGAGCUCGGCUGCUGUGGAGAAUCUAAGGAAACGGCCUCUCAUUGUGUUUGAUGGUAGUUCAACAAGCACAAGUAUAAAAAUAAGGAAGACAGAGAAUGGAGCUGUUGAUCGUCUAAAAUUACUUAUAUCUGGAAGCACCAGUACUACUUGUAGAAGACUUUCAGAUCCUUCAGAUUCGUCUACAAGUGCAUCAGCCUCUAUUUUAUCACAGGACGUUAAUGAGGCCAAGAAGAACAAUAUUAUAAUUAAUAAGAGCAAUAUGACGUCUAGUCAGAAGAUGACACCUUUAGUGCCUGCUACAGGACCUACUGUUGUAAAAUUAAAGAGAACUGCUCCAAAAGAAGAAUCAGAUGCAGCAAAUGGUCUACGACCUACUGAAGCAAAAAAGAAGAUCCAGCAUGUAACAUGGCCGUGAAUCCAUAAGGUGCUUGGGAUGUAAAUAAUAUUUUUGAACUCUUAAAUCAUAUUUAACCAGGGUUGCAGAUUGCAGUGGAUUUCUUCAUAAUGUUAACAGCUACACAAUAUAAAGCAGAACUAUCUUCUCUCCAGUCAUUUUAAGAGUAUUUCCUGUAUUGCACCUUGAUUUAUUUACUUCCCUUCUAAUGGUUGGUUUGGGGACAACAAGAUUGUUCUACCAGUCUUCAUUUGGAAUUGUCAAGUGCACUAUAGGUCAGCCCUGCAUGACAUCAUAUGGAAAAUCUGUGUGGUUAUAUAACCAUUCACACUCAACUGUACAGCAGCAGUGAUUUCAGUAUAUACAAAUUCCUGUACAUGUGUAUUUGGAAAUGUGGAAGAUAGUGCUUCCGUGUUCCGCUGGACUUCCCAUGGCAACUGACUGGAUUUAUACAAAGCAAUUCUGUUGAUAGGCCUUAGGAUACGGAAUAGAAAAAUAAUUCAAAUCCUUGGGUGUUAGUAUCCAGUAUUUAGAUGACAUCUGGGAAUUGUUCAGCCUCCUAUGAGACUGUUAUUGCUUUGAACAGAUUUAGGGAAAGCAGCUGAACUAUGUGAUGUCUUUGCUUCAAAUUGAAGUUUUUGUUGUCAUUAGCGAUAAAUGGAUUUCUUUUAUCAUUGGAGAUAAACAGAAGAAAGCACUGUCUAGUAGGCUGUAUGUAGUAUAUAAAAUGUUUCAGAGAGAAAUGUAGGGUGUGAGUUAAUACUGUGCUUUAAAACAGUACAUGUAUAAGUAUAUUACAUAAUACAUAUGUGGAAGACACAUAUUUGGAAUGAGAGGGAGACUCGUACUGGGAAUAAGUAGUGGAAGUUUGCAAACAAAUCUUCCCUCUUUCCUUUCUGUGAGCAAACACGGAUUUCUUUGAAACUCCAUGGAUUCUCCUUGUAUGUUGUAAAAACUUUCUAAACUGGAUGUGUUAUAAUCAUAUUCCCAUAAACAUCAUUACAUCCUGGCAGCCAUUGGAUGGAAAUGUAAAAGUUUAUUUACUCAGAUGCUCUGAAGAUGCUGGCAACCUCUCAGUGGAAUAUUUUGUGGCAGUUUAGUUUCUAGAUGUGUCAAUUUGAAACCAUUCACAUCUUUUUAAAUAGAAUUGGUUUGUCGUAAGAAUCUUCAACUUACUUAUAAAAAUAAAGAGCAAAAACAGCCAAAACUAACUAAACUUAAGUGUCAUUUCUUGCAACGGGAAAGUUAAGUAUGUUGUUUAACUCUCUUGUUGAUAUCAUGGGGGACUCAUUAAGUUGGAUCGUCUCCAUUCUGAGGACUUAAAAAUGAUAUGUUUGAAGUGUAUUUGGGCUGGAUGAUUGAAUACUUGUGCGAGUUUUGUACUUUGGUACAGCAGUUUUAAUAUUGUGCGUUUUGUAUCUAAAUAGCUGUCUUUUUAGUACUCUUAUCUAACUUAAAUAAAUUUGAGUUAAAAGUAAUCUCAUAAAUUGUAUAGAUCAUCUUUGUAAUUUUGUUUGCCUUUGAGGUUAAUUCGUUUGGGAAUUAUGUGUCUGCGUGCUCAUAUGUGCAUUUAUAGUUAAAUGUGCCUGUACAUACAGAUACUUUUAAUAAAUCACAACCGGGUUAUUUCUAGCAUAAUCCUUGUUCCAGCAGGGGCUUUCAAGUAUCCCUUUUUGUAAAUGGCAUAACCUGAGCCCUAAACAUGAGUACAAAAUUUGUAAAAUACAUUGGUCUUUUCACCCCAUAACCGCUACGGACAUAUUUCUAGUGAUGAGGGUCACGAUAUAGUUGUGAGCUACAGCCAUCUAAAAGCUCCUUUCAUUUAUAUGGUCAGAUAAUUCAAUAUAGCAAGAACCUGUCAGAGUCCUGCCAAAUAGGGGUGCACCCUAAAGAACCACUUUGGAUUCACAUAUUUAAACAGCUUCAGGAUUAUUAGGGGAGAUUUGGUCAUUGUUUCCAAUGAGAAAUGCCGCUUCCAGGUAUCUGGGGGCCUGGGGGUCCAUUUUCUUCCCUUAUCCAAAUUUGCAAGGAACCCUCUGCUAACCAUCCUCUCACGAUCCCCCCCCCUCCAAGUUUCAGGGAGAUUGGACUGGGGGGGCAUGUUAUGGCCCCCUCAAAGAAGGUGCCCCUGUUGACCUCCAUUAUUCUCUAUGAUGAAAAUUGGGGAGAUUCUUAGGUGGCUAGGGGUGGCAAUUUUAAGGAAAAUGUACCAAACCUGCAGGGGAUCUUCUCCUAACCUUCCUCUCAUGGCUGUCCAAGUUUCAGAAAGAUUGGACUUUGGGAAGCCAAAUUAUGGCCCCCGAAGAAGGUGCUCCU
Messenger RNA from Eublepharis macularius, 3028 nucleotides. RefSeq names its product chromosome 3 C2orf49 homolog (gene TSLIG2). NCBI's taxonomy places the organism in Eukaryota, Metazoa, Chordata, Lepidosauria, Squamata, Eublepharidae. Bases 14 to 733 code for a protein of 239 amino acids. Gene Ontology annotation, biological process: embryonic morphogenesis. Gene Ontology annotation, cellular component: tRNA-splicing ligase complex. The record is from RefSeq and is a predicted model, not a curated record. The transcript has 4 exons.